GCUUGCGAAAAACAAGUUCGUCGCAAAAGGUUAAUUACCUACGCACCACGAAGGAAAACGCGUAUCACGUCAGUCCUUACGGUCAAUAUACAAAUACUUGGGCCGUCCAGUGGAGGCAACGUGCCCGUCGCACGGUGAUACUGACUGGUGACUUGCACGUACGUCUCUCGCCGGCGUCCAAACCAAAUUGACCCGGGGCAGCCUACUCCCUGUCGUCCCUUAGGCUAAGUGCGAGCAACAUCUCUACACAGAGACGACGCCAGAGACGCAAAAUGAACAGCGGAACCUGCGUCGCUGUCUGUCCUGCGAACUGAUGACAGAAAGGGUCAUUAAACGAUUUCUUUUGCAAUUCGCGUCGUUAUCGCACGUUGUUUCUCGUCCCACGAAUAGUUGUUUUGAUUAGAUAUUGCUUCUUCUCCACAUAUCGCCUCACAAUGUUCGCCGUAAAACAUUGUUUGCUGGUUGUUGCCGUUGGCGCCCUGGUCAACGUCUCGGUGAGGGCUGCCGAGUUUUCCGGAGUUGUUAACCAGGGACCAGUCGACGUGCCUUUCAGCGGUAAACCUCUUGAUGAGAGAGCAGUUGGAGGAAAAGGUGAACAUACACCACCACUCCCAGACGAGAGGCAACAAGAGCCAGAAGAACCGGUUUCCCAACGUGCAUCCAGAGUGGCAGAACAACUGUUUCGCAAGUUCUUGAAGUUCGCUGAAAACGUCGGACAGCACAGUGAGAAGGCCUUCAAAAAAGCAAAGGUGGUGGCAGAAAAAGGCUUCACCGCGGCAAAAACGCACACGGUUAGGGGUUUCAAGGUGGCCAAAGAAGCAGCUGGAAGGGGCAUGGUGACCGUUGGCAAGAAACUCGCGAAUGUGGAGAGUGACAGAAGCACUACGACAACGCAGGCCCCCGACAGCCCUAAUGGCCUGGCAGAAACCCAGGCUCCAGUGGAGCCCCAACAGCGGGCCGCACACGUGCCCGUCCCAGACUUUUCGCAGUAAUGUUGACUACGACGAAAGUGAUGCGCAGGCUGGAAAGCCGCUGAAGGGAGAAGUCUACAAAGCCGAUCAGUGAAAAAUGUGUGGGGAGGUGGUCUUGUUGCAGGAAUGCAAUGGUGUUAAGCAUCGUGUUCGAAUGCAGUGCGUGUAUCAGUUGUGCGCGGAAGGACACUGCUUCAAUGUUAAGAACCUGUUUUCUCCGUAGAGAGGACCAAAAGACGAUUGCAAAACUGGUAUGUACGCAAUAGCCCAAUGCCGGACGUCAGUUGGUUGUAUGUGACGCUCCCAGAUGUCAUAUGCCUUGUGAGUGUGUCUGGGAUGCAAGUUUUUGGUGUGCGUUGAUUUCGCCAGCUUAUGACAGUGGCAGACGAAUUAUUGACAUGAUACAAGGACGCAGAAAGAAACAAACACCGAUGUUCCAGUCGACCGUUGCAGAGAACGCAACGUAACACAGGAGGAAAUCGGACUCGAGGGACCACUGGUCGCAGCAUCUGGCAGCAGAAAGUCUCGACUGACCGGCUAUUCUUACACAGUAAUGGAAAGGGACACUUAAAGCAACGAAACAAAGUUUCAAGCAGCAAAGUUGUACAGGAAGUGCUUCUGGAGAUUCUACUUCUCUGGAAUGCAUUCAUGCUGCAGGAGACAGGAAAUGUAGACGAACGCUGCAUUAUGCUACGCUAUGUUUUUACCGCACAGCGGCUUCCGCGUUAAUGGGUUCAGAUGGUUGUGUUGAAAGUGGCGACAAGGAAGAUGGGACGGCAGAUAUUGAGGAACUGCAACGGGAUAGCAGUGAGAAAUUGACUGAAUGCACCCUUUGAAGGAUAUUUGCUGUCCACCCCAUUAGAGGUAGCACGGGGAUAGAGAUACACGUGGUGGCACCUUGGAGAAAUCACGAGGGCGUUCCAGCUUUUCUGCAUUAUCCUGGGGGAAGGAUCGGGCAGAAAGGUACACGAUUCAGUUGUUUCUGGGUGUGCACGAAGAUACGUCUUUCUAGCAACAUGUUUCCUCUGUUCUGUAAUUUCACGUGAUGAAGCACGUGUCGAAAGAUUGAGAGGGAAGAGCGUGGGCCUUUGUUCGGGUGACAGUCGGUGAACAGGGUGGGGACAAACGGAGACGGUAGUGGAGUCCCAUUGGAAUUAAAUGAUCGGCACCGAAAACGGGGCCCGUGACUCCCUGG
Molecule: messenger RNA, 2166 nt
Organism: Toxoplasma gondii ME49
Lineage: Eukaryota; Apicomplexa; Conoidasida; Eucoccidiorida; Sarcocystidae
Gene: GRA2
Product: dense granule protein GRA2
Exons: 2
Coding region: 435-992 (185 amino acids)
Source: RefSeq, a predicted model, not a curated record